CAAGGAAGUUAUUAUAGCUAUUUACUAGCUAAGGCAUCUUGGUUCCUGACGUGAUGCUUUGUUUCCCUAUUCCGUAUACUCCGUACAGAAACAAAGCAACGCGUCUACAGAAAGACAGAAAGACAAAAAGAUGCAUCCAAGACACGCGCACCCCAUGUCUCAACCCCAGUCAGCCAUCUCGCUACUACAGCAUCAUACCAGAAUCUAGACAUCUAAACUGCAAGUCCUAGCAAUCGUAUUGUUAACAAAAUGAAGAUAGUACUCGUCACCGGUGCAAGUAAGAGUGUCGGAUACGAAGUCGUAAAGGCCCUACUGCAAUCCGACGAGUCCUACCACGUUUUUCUCGGCAGCCGUUCGCUGGAAAGAGGCCAACAAGCCGUCUUGACGCUUCGAAAUGAGUGUGCCGAUUCCCUCGGGCCGCGCGACAAGGGGUGCGCCCUAAAGGAGUGCCCCAAUUGCUUCAACACUGUUGAGGCCAUCCAAGUUGACAUCGCUAGCGACUUGUCCAUUGAGAAAGCUUUCGAGACCGUUAAGGCUAGCGUCGGGCGUAUCGACGUCCUCAUCAACAACGCUAGCGUUAUUAAGGACCUCGACUACGUUCGCGGCAAAGCCUCGCUGCGUGAGAGCUUCACUAGCUCUUAUGAUGUUAACGUGGCUGGUACGCACGUAAUGACGUGGACGUUCAUGCCGCUCCUCUUGCAGUCCUACGACCCACGGCUCAUCUUUGUCACCGGACUCGAUACCUUCGAGGAGUCCGCGAGGGAGGAUUUCCCGUUGCGGCCGCUAGAGCGCGGCUGGCCGAAGAAGGUAGAGCUCGAGACGGUCGGGUACCGCUGCACUAAGACCGCGCUCAAUAUGUUGAUGCUAGAUUAUCACCACAAGCUGCAAGUAGAUGGCGUCAAGGUGUGGUGCGUUGGCCCCGGGUUCCUAGCGACGGAUGUGGGUGAGGGGGCCAACCAUCCGAGCAUUGGGGGACGCUUGCUGAAGAGCGUAGUGGAAGGAAAGAGGGAUGGGGAUACAGGGAGGUUCAUUGUGAAAGAUGGGAUGGCAACUACCACUAAUUGUAUUCUACACUAUAGGUAGUAACACAUGAAGUAGUAAAUACUGAGUAUAAAUAUGUAUUUGGAC
This is a messenger RNA of Pseudogymnoascus verrucosus, 1128 nucleotides long. RefSeq lists its product as uncharacterized. Lineage: Eukaryota; Fungi; Ascomycota; Leotiomycetes; Thelebolales; Thelebolaceae. The coding region runs from base 250 to 1083 and encodes 277 amino acids. The record is from RefSeq and is a predicted model, not a curated record. The transcript has 2 exons.